Molecule: messenger RNA, 2047 nt
Organism: Rosa chinensis
Lineage: Eukaryota; Viridiplantae; Streptophyta; Magnoliopsida; Rosales; Rosaceae
Exons: 4
Coding region: 242-1576 (444 amino acids)
Source: RefSeq, a predicted model, not a curated record
CUCCAUUCCCCUCUAUAACUUCCUUACACAACCUCCAAUUGCUCCGUAACAACCUUUUAGCUGUUCCAAAAUCCGACGCUGCCCCCUUGACGCAAACUCGAGUGUCUUGAAUUGACGUGUCUCUAUCUAGGGGCGGACACACAAAGGGACGAGUGGGGGCUACUGCCCAUCUCCCUCCACAAUUUUAUCCUCUUCAUUCUUUCUAAACACCGUGUCGAGGAGAGUGUGCCCGGAGGACUCCAUGGAAGAGGACUUGGGAGCUGAGCUCACCGUUUGGGUGCCUAAAGAGUUUCAGCUUAAAAUGACAAGACAUAAUAUCGUUGACUCGGAUUGGGUAUCGAUUUUCGCAAUUCCCGCUGUCGCCAAUAUUUUUUCCGGCAAAGGUAUCCCGAGUGACGCACUCGUACUUUCCCCACAUCACCUCCGAUUCCUUAGGUUUCCUCUCCGCCUUUUAUUUCAAAUCAUGUGGCGGAUAUUGGGUUUGCACCCGAUGCAGUUCUACCCAAACUCGUAUAUGCUUCUUGUCGGGUUGUUAGUCAUGGGGAAAAAGUGGGAGGUGUCACUUGGGAUCAGCGACCUCUUUUUCUGUCACCUUUUGGCACAGAUUGCCGAGACCGACUGGUUUUUCAACUUCUCUCCGCGCCCACUCAGAAAAGUCUUCGAAGAGAGGACGUGUAACUUCUCUAGUUGGAAGAGCGAAGCGCUUAUGGUCCAAUGCGAGUGGGCCGCACCGGAAAUUCCCACCGUUACUCCCAAAGCUUUCUCCAAGCGCGCUGAACGCAUCGCUUGGAUAAAACAGCACUUGCUGUGCCAAAAAUGGAGUGCUACCAACUUUGCUUCUAAGGUGGAUCUUGAGGACGUCUCGAAAUCUCGGGCCGACGCAAUGUAUUCUAGCUAUCUUCAAUCUCUAGAUCCCAAUCUAUCGGGGGAAGAACUACUUCUACAGGUUAUUGAGUUGGAACGCAAAUUCUUUAUUAGUGAACGCACUCUGUCUUUGUUUGCAGCAAGCCUCAAUACCGAACAAGAGUUGGGGAAAAAAGAAAGUGUCAGGAUGGACGUCAGGCGUGUUAAGUUGCCCGCACCACAAGGAAGGAAAUCCUCCAAGAAGCUGAAACUGACUGAGGGCAAUACCGGAAGUGCCCGCGGCGGGUUUGAGAAUGUUCGCGGUGAGGUUGACUCUAGUCGCGGCAAUAAGGAAGGUUCGGGAACACUCACCCUGCUUCAAACCAAUCUCCCGAAUUCACCUCGUAAGUCAGCUAGUGACCAGUCCGCAAUUUCCCCCUCCGACACUCACCUUGUGGCUUACCCAAAUGUUUCGUCGUCAAACUUAAAGCUCCUCUUACAACUUACCUUCCCAAAGGGUGAUGACUCUUACGUGCUAGAGGGUGACCUUAUUGCUUUCGACAAAGAGGCAUGUUUGGUGGUGGCGCAAUCGUUGGCCUUGAAUGACGUCGACCGCGAGAAGCUCUCCAGUUUGAGUAUGAAAGAUUUUUCAGCGCAAAUUGCUCUAGGAUUGCAGUUGUCUUCAUCGAUGAUACAAUAUCUCAUAAUGAGAAUGGAAGCCUCCGAACUUUAGCUAUGGAAACUCAUAAAAGAAGCCCGACAUGAAGCUGAAGCCAAUGCGAUAAAAUUAGAGGAAACACGUGUAGCAUGUAAGGUGGUCGAUGCAAACGAGAGAGAAGUCAGUGAGCUUAAGACCAAGUUGGGAAAUGAAAUUGCCAAUAGGCAAGGGAAUUCAAGCUGAACCAUAACAAGAUCAACAAGAGCUCCUGCAAGUAUUAUCGCCUGGGAUGGUUCAGGGCCAGCAAAUCGAGAAGGACAGAUUUUUUGAUGAGCCGGACACUUUUGACGCUUGAAUGGGAGUGCAUUCUUCAGAGUAUGAUUGGAUCCCAGGAAUGAAUUCGGCGGAUAGGCCAUCCGAAGAUGACGCCGAUGAGGAUACCUUCUGACUUCUCAUCUAGUAUAAUUAUCUUAGUAAUAUUCAGCCUUCCCUUUCUUUUUUUUGUUUUCCUGCUUUUUGCAAUCCAUGAGCACCUUGUUUGCUCUU